UCUGCGAGGGAAUCAUCAGUAGUCUUACUCGUCGCCACUUGGAAGUGUGCGCUCUUAUUAGUCUUUCUUUCAUUCUCGUUGUUUGUUUAAAAAUGCUGUUUUUACUUUUUAUUGCGGCUGCGAUCUUUGUCGAUGCCUCUGCUGCAACUCUAGACUCUGUACUUGGAAGAAUGAAGAAUUCCCUAAAUGGUAGUCUUAAGCACGUACCUGAAAUGGCUCUCAAUUCUUCCGAAGGCUUUGCUCAAGGCAUGGAUUACUUCUCGGAGGGUAUUAAGAAUCUAACUGCAAUUUUAAUUAAUGAUACAAAUCAGUUUGUUACCUUCAGUGCAGAAGUCUCAUCUGACCCAACCGUUGAAAUUGUUAGAGCUGAUGGCUGCAGGAAAACCCUUCUAGACAAGUUGGAAAGAAGGUGCUACGAUGAAUUCGAAAAGUUUGUUACGCAGAGUCAAAGUAUUGAAGAUGAUGUAGAGAAGACUGGAAAGAUUUGUUGUGCUAUGGUUGACUACGAGAAAUGCAGUCUUAGAGGAUACGACAAAGCAAAUUGCGGUGCUGAUAAAGGCCAAGUUCGCGAUAACAUCAAAUCAGUCACGCUGUUUAUGAGCGUCAUCAGCAGCGUUAGCUGUGCGGAAUUCCGUGGGCGCUGUGCGGAGAUAUCUUCAGCUACUGCGAUUUCAGCCUCAUGGAUGGCUUUGUUGCCUUUAGGCCUGAUGCUCAUGUGUUGAACAUUUCUGUAGUAUUUAAAUUUUUAUCACUUUGAAAGUGUAACUCUUGUGUAUAAUUGCGGAUUUUAAAUAAAUACUAUAUAUUUACUUUUUCGA
Messenger RNA from Stegodyphus dumicola, 818 nucleotides. RefSeq lists its product as uncharacterized. NCBI's taxonomy places the organism in Eukaryota, Metazoa, Arthropoda, Arachnida, Araneae, Eresidae. The record is from RefSeq and is a predicted model, not a curated record.